Molecule: messenger RNA, 1404 nt
Organism: Sclerotinia trifoliorum
Lineage: Eukaryota; Fungi; Ascomycota; Leotiomycetes; Helotiales; Sclerotiniaceae
Source: the annotation of a GenBank genome assembly
CAUUUCUUGUUCGGUAGGAAUAUCGAGCUUUUUCUUCUUCCUCUUGAAUAUAUAAUUUAUAUAUAUAUAGAUUUAUAUCACGGUUGAAUUUUUAUCCCCCUUUUUACUAUUCGCAUUAGACGAGAAAUUUAAAGAACUAAACUACUCUUUCAAAAAAAGAAUGUCUCCUAAAAUUCAAAUCGACCCAAACUUACCCGCUGACACAGUAUGGUUUAGUAAGAUAGAUUCCCUCCCUCCCCCUCCAUCCCAUCAACACCAACUAACCCUCCCCAACCAACAGUAACCGGCUGUUCCUCCGGCAUCGGCAAAGCCCUCGCACAAGAAAUCUUCACCAAAACAACCCACACCCUCAUCGCCACCGCGCGCAACCCCACCACCCUAACCUACCUCCCCCAAUCUCCCCGUAUCCUCCCCCUUCCCCUCGACGUAACAUCUACCUCCUCCAUCCAGGACGCCCUAACCACCAGUCUCGCAACCUUCAAACACAUCGAUAUCCUCGUUAAUAAUGCAGGUUAUGGCAUCUUAGGCGAUACGGAAAAUAUACCCGAGGAAAGCGCUCGCGGGGUUUUCGAGACGAAUUUCUGGGGCGCGGUACAUUUGUCUAGGGAGGCUGUUGGGAUUUUAGGAGGUUAAUGGGGAGAAGGGGGUUAAUUGUGCAGGUCGGUACGGUGGGUGGGGUAGUAGCUUUUGGGGGUCAGGCGUUUUAUCAUGCUAGGUAUUAAUCUUUUGUUUAUUUUUAUCCUAGCUCACUCCCUCACUCCCUCGAUUACUCAAAACCCCAAGCAAAGAGCACCCUAACAACCCAAACCAGUAAAUUCGCCCUAGAAGGCUUCACCGAAUCCCUAUCCCACGAAAUCCCCCCAUCCUGGAACAUCCGGUUCCUAAUCAUCCAGCCCGGCGGCGUCAAAACAAACUACGGCACCUCAUCACUUGUGAAAAUUCCCGCUCAUCCCGCCUACAACGAUCCUUCAUUUGGAACGCGGAAGCUGGAGGCCUUUUUCGAUAAUCCUGCUUUUGGGGAUUAUAUGGCGGAUGUAGAUGUAGUUGCGGGGAUUAUUCUCGAGGCGGUGAGGAAGGAGAGGAGGGGUGAAGUGGGAUUGAGGGUUCCGGUUGGGCCGGAUAGUUGGAGUUUGAUUAAGGGGAAGUAUGAGGGGGAGUUGGUGGGGUUGGAGAAAGUGAAGGAGUUGAGUUGGGGGACGGGGAAUGAGAGGCUUUUGGAGGUUAUUGGGUUUUUAGAUGGGUAGAAGGGGGUGUGAAUUAUUGGUGUUGGUGUUGGUUUGUAUUUUGGAUUUGGUGCUUCUAGUUAGUAAGGUUGAUAAAUGAGUAUGCAGAAGAUAUAAAUUAGAGGAGUGAGUGGUCGUUUUAUUUCAAUGAAGCAAUUUGAUAAAUUUGUAGAAUUAUGGA